GGCUUAGUUCAAAUUUAGUCAGUAACAAACUUGGAUGUAACUUCGGUAUAGUGUCGAAUAACAACAGUGAUUGAAAAUUUUUACACAAUGGAAGUGAUCAAAGAUCUGAAAAAAUUGACGAAUCAAGCGCUCGGAAAAGAGAAUAUGUUCGGAUUCAAGACAACAUUAGCUAAUCAGAUGUAUUUAUCAUUCUGCAUCCUGGGUAAUGUAUAUUUCACCGACAAAAUACAUCGAAAAACGAAACUGGUAUGGUUCUGCUGCGCUCACGGAGUAUGUCUAUUUGUUGGCCUUUCAUUCAUAUUAUGCCUAAUAUUUGGUAAACCAACGGAAGAUAUUUUAUUACUGGUUUAUAUGGUGUACGAGGUCACAUUUACUUCGAUGGAAAUAAUUGUGAAGCCUGCAAUCGCAACGUUUUGGUACAGAGACGAAAUAAAGCAAAUGAUUUCCAUGGCUGAUAGAAUACUUUUGAAGCAACAACUGACCAAAAGCAGCCACAAAAACGACCUCGAUGUGACAAAAAUAAUGUUGUAUAGUUCCAUUGCGCUCUUAAUGUCAAUUUCACUGUAUAAUUCGAUUACUUUAGCAGAUCUGAUAUUAUUUUAUGAAGAAGAAAAGGUCCAAAAUUAUAUGUAUUACGUAACACCGCUUCCUGGACUCACACAGUUCGGAUCUCUGACACUUUUCACAGUAUAUUCAGUUUCAUUCAGCAGUUUUGCAUUCUGUGGCUUCAUUGUUGUCUUAUUACAUCGAGUUUUUGCAAUACCUUGGGCAGUAAUAUGCCACAAUGAGGCACAACGUAUAAUUAACGAGUUGAACUCGCUGAGUGAAGAUGUUGACAUAAAUGUCGACACUUUCAAAAGUAUAGAACCGAAAUUCAGAUUCGUGAUGAGAAAAUGUGUUCGGGAUAUAAACGACCUCAACAGGUUUGUUACAAGUUUCAGAGGAUUUUUUGAAACCAUAGCAAGUUUUGUUCUGCCUAUCACACUAUAUGUAUCAGUUGCUCAUGUUUUGGUUGCUAUAACGCCAGGUUUAUCCAUUGUGAUCAGAUUGAGAGAAUUUUCAGCUUUCAUGUUCUCAAUUCACGAAGUCUACUGAAUAUGUUGGGUUGGAGCUACGUUGGAACAAAUGACAUCAGAUUUGUCUUUUGCUGUGUACUCUACACCAUGGUAUUGGUUGAAAAGCAUGCGCAAAGAUGUUUAUAUACUUCUAUGCGAAACACAAGCUGAAAUCAAUCCGCGAGCUUUGAGCGUUUAUCCUCUCACAUUGGCAACAUUUCUGAGGUUCUGCAACGUUAUCAAUUCUGCAGUAAAUGUUUCUCGUGUAUAUACGAAGUAGUUAAAAUAAGCUCAUUAUAUGUAAUAUGGUUGCACAAGUAUAUGUAGAUAAGGUAAAACUGCCUAUUAGUACGCAUUGCGUUUUUCUCGCGAUUGGUAAAACUGAUCGAAAAUUUGACCACACCAUGACGUAGCUGACUAAUGACCCUAGUUUCUCCGAAAAAAUCACGCAGUUUGAUUGAAAACUCUGUCUCUGAGAACAAUUUGAAUGAAAAACUGUGUUUUGGAUUUUUUUUUCAUCAAAAUUGGAAAUUAGAUUGAACAUAUUAAAAUAAUGUUAUUUGGUAAGUAUCUUAUACCAAUCGAUCCGUAAUUUUAUGUAGUUUCUUAUGAAAAAAAAGACAUUUCAAAAAUAUUAUUUUAUUAUAGAGCUAGACAUCAUUUCAUGUCAGAACAAAAAACUUCCUAUAAGUACGCACCUCCUAAGUCCUAUUAGUACGCAUCAUUUUUGCAUGUAAAUUUUCAUUUUUUUGAUCAUUUUGCAUUAAAAUGAAUAAAAUUAGCUGAAAUUGGUAUUUAGUCCAUCUAAGUUCAAGAUUAUGAAGUCUGAUCAAGUGAUCAUGAUACUGACGCUAAUUUCAAAAAAAUGGACAAAAAAUAUGAUGUCAAAAAAAUGUAUUUUUUUAAAAUCUGAAAACUUUGCUUUUUCGGAUAUUUGAAUUGCUAAUUUGGUUUUUUUCACAGUAAUUCCCUCUAAAUAUGCCAUUACACUUUUUCAGUGCUUUUUGUUGGAUUUUUUACCAUUUUCAACGUGUAUUUACUCAUGCGUACUUAUAGGCGGACGUUUGCGUACUAAUAGGAAGGUACCUUCCUAUUAGUACGCAUUUGAGUUGCCCUCAUUUUUGCGUUAUUACAAAAAAGCAGCAAUGGGAAACUCAAAAGUGAGUAAGCAGUUAUGUAGCCAAGGGUUCAAAGUUUAUGUGUACAAAAUUUCAUAAAUUUUUAUGCACAACUCUGGGAGCUGGAGCGUCUCAAACCUUAACCGCAUACUAAUAGGUGGUCUUACCUUACCUGACUUUUUUUUUUUUUAAGGGGACCCCAAUCACAACCUGCUGGUGGGUGGGGCUAGUUAAUUAGAACUCACGUAUUUUUAUUUAUCAUCAUCAACUGUUUUUAACUUUCACUCGCAAUUGCUAUCUAAAGUUAUUUUUAAAUUUAUAAUACAUAUUAUUAGGUCAUAAUAUGUUUUGCAUUGUUUUAAUCAUCAAAUUUGCAGUAUAUCCACAAGCUGUCUUGCUUCGACAUUUGGGUGGUCUGGUAGUUUCUGGUGGUAUUGUAUUGCAAAUUUUACGAACUUCUUCUACAUAUCAUGCUAGGUGUCUUGAGAUCCCAAUGGAUUUGAUCAUUGCAAACAUACCAGGGUGCAUACACAGCCAUUUAUUCUGGCAUAGCUGUAUUUUUUCAAUGCUGUCCCCUACAAGGGUGCUGUGCAGGUCUAAAUUGGUUUAAUGAAUGUUUUAUAAAUCAACAGCUUAUUCUGAAGCGAUGUUUUCUUACUCAGUAUUCAUUGCAUAUUACACAGCUUUAGGUUGACUUCAUCUCAUUUCUUUUUGAUAUGUGGGUUCUCCAUACUUACACAAGAUUUCUUACACGGUGGUUUAUAAAUUCAUAUGCACAAAAGGUUGUAAUAGCUAACUACUUAGCUUAUAAAUAACCCAACUGACAUAAUAAUUGCAAUUAAGUAAACUUAUGAAUAACCCAAUCAAAAUAGGAUACGACUAUCUUAAUUUAUACCUAUUUAUUUUAAAUAUAUUUAUGACAUGUAUAAUAUGCACCUACAUAUUUUGUUAAUGUGCCCAGUAGGUUCCUUAUCUGUUGUAACUACUCAUAAAAAACUGACUUUUUUAAAGGCAAUCAGUGGUUUUUAAAAAUCUAUUAAAUUAUAGGUAAGAGUACUUACAUUGAUAUUUUGAUAUGCUGAAUGGUAAAUUUCUGGUCAGUUUGCAAAAUUAAUGGAUCUGUUUUUAUUUCAAGGAUUUGAACAAAAAAACAUUAUUAUAAUUGGUUGCCUAUCUUGUGAAUUGAACGAGCCAUUGAGCUUCAAAAAACUCGAAAUUUACCAAUUGUGAAAAAAUUGUACCGGGAGGGGAUGCACCCGCAGCUUCCAUCUAAUGGGAAGUUGUGCUCCAUCGGAAGUGGUAUCGCUGCUUAUGGAAACUUCCAUAAGGCAGAGCCAUCUAUUAGACUUGGUCCAUGGACCACUUCCGACUUUGUAACGUUGGCACAGCUAACAGUUUUUAUAUAGCCUUACUCUCGUAACGUUCUUAUAUUUAAUUGUGCUAGAGAAAUUGUUUUAGGCCUAUGUGCCACGUACUGAAUAGUCUCUCAAUUGUUUUAGUAAUUAAAUUGUACUUUACUUGUUGAAUACAAUUUAUUACAAGUG
Messenger RNA from Planococcus citri (citrus mealybug), 3717 nucleotides. RefSeq lists its product as uncharacterized. The record is from RefSeq and is a predicted model, not a curated record. The transcript is spliced from 4 exons. Bases 88 to 1095 code for a protein of 335 amino acids. NCBI's taxonomy places the organism in Eukaryota, Metazoa, Arthropoda, Insecta, Hemiptera, Pseudococcidae.